This is a messenger RNA of Volvox carteri f. nagariensis, 2787 nucleotides long. RefSeq lists its product as uncharacterized. The transcript has 23 exons. NCBI's taxonomy places the organism in Eukaryota, Viridiplantae, Chlorophyta, Chlorophyceae, Chlamydomonadales, Volvocaceae. The coding region runs from base 1 to 2787 and encodes 928 amino acids. The record is from RefSeq and is a predicted model, not a curated record.
AUGUCAUGUUGCGGAUACGACUUCGUGGAAGGUCAGGGGUACCGAUGCCCCUUCGUGUUGGUUGACACCGCUGCCAGCCCCAGCGGGGCGGAGUUCAUCACCUGGGCCUUGGAUCCCCAGUACUUCCUGUACGAGGGGUGUGAGUGUAUUGAGGGCUACCACCCUGUUUGGACGCCUCACAGGAACGGAGUGCCCUCCAUGGGGCCCUCCUUGGCGUGUUUCAGGACGGCUGACCCAUGGCACGAGCGCAAUCCCUGGGCACUUGUUCUCAUCGUACUUGGCGGGCUGCUGGUGGCGAGCUGGCUGACGUACUUGAUGUGUUUCCGCCACGGGAAGAACGCCGCCAUCGUGCGGGCUUUUCUCAACGUCUUGAAACGUGUUCAACCGGAGCCCAAGGGGGUGAAGGUGACUGUCGUGGUAACCGACAUUGAAGGGUAUUCUGCUCAUGAAAGAAACCCGAUGCCAAUGACAAACGCACUCAACCAGCAUAACGGCAUCAUACGUCAGGCCCGUUGGGAUAAUUUUGGCUACACAGUGGAGCAAGAGGGGGACUCGUUCUCACUUGCGUUUUAUGAGCCUCACGACGCGGUGGUGUUUUGUUUGCAGACUCAGCUAGCCCUCAACAAACAGACCUGGCCCGAGGGUUUGUUACCCAAUGACGUGCGAGAGCAGGCCUUGAGGAGGAGAGGACGAGUCCCAAGCCUGUUGAACGUCAUUUCGACGGUCGUCAGCAACCUGUCUCAGUCGCUCUUUGGCGGCCGAGUCGGUUUGUCAGAGCAGCAGCCGAGUGAGCUCUCUUCGGAGGAAAACCCGGCGGCUGGCACCCGGCAGAGCAGCACAGCUGCAGGUACGACAGUUUCGGUUUUGGGAGCCUCGGGAUUACGAUUGCCGUACACAGAAGCUGAAGGAAUUGCUGCAGGAGGAGGUGAUGUUGGCGGCGGCGGUCGGCGCUCUUCCAGCAACUCGUCCCACCGUUCUGCCGUACUUUUCAACGGGCUACGUGUACGGAUGGGUGUGGCUACGGGCACGCUGCCUCCGGGGUGCAGCGUCAAAGGCUCUGCGGUGAUGGAACUGGCCAAGAUGGUGUCCGAUAUGGCCAAUGGUGGCCAAAUCUUGAUGGACGAGACCACCUUCAAGAGCAUUAAGGAGAGGAUGGAGGAAUUCGGUGCUGUCGACCAAAACGGAAUGAAUUACAAGAAGCUGAACUCCAUCCAGCCGCCGUGCUAUCCUACCUGUAUCAAACGGAUCCGCAACCCUGAUGAUGCGCUCUUGCUGGACAUGGGGGAGUACUCGUACUGCCCCGGGGCGAAGAGGUUACCGUUAUUUCAGUUUGAGCCAACUACCGCAACCGCCACGGCUACCACUCCGACGGCGGCGGCGGCGGCGGCGGCGGCGGAGGCGGCGGCGGCGGCUGGGACAGGGUCGGCACCAUCCACACCACAGGCUGCCAUGCGCCGUACUAACGGUACUAUCGUAGCGGUCAUUCGGGUUUUCCAGAUCCUCUCUCCCUCCUUGGUGGGGCGGGCCAAGGUAUUUGGAAACAAGUUGGCUCUGAGGGACGAGUGGCGCUGCAGCGACGACCCGUACCUUGCGGCACCUGGCACCCUCAAGGUUCCGUUGGGUCCCGCCGACAUCGUUGCACCGAAUCCAACCUCGAUGCCGUACAUCACCAUGGCCUUUGCUAUUGUGGAGGGGGCCAAGGAAUUUGCCGGGAAGCACCGGCAAGAUGUACAACGAGUUAGUGACAUGUGUACGGCGUGUAUUCGUGCCUGUCUGCGGGUGGUGUGCGGCGGUUACAUGUGCAGAAGUCAGGACGGUGAGCUCAAGUACAUGGUGGCUUUUGCAUGUCCGGAGUCCGCAGUGGAGUGGGCUGUGCUGCUCCAGGACGUGAUGCUCUAUGUGAAGUGGCCCGAGGCGGCUCUAAAGUACUGGGGCCGGGAAACGUACGACGAACGGGGACGACUUGUGUUCCGAGGACCUCGAUCCGGGCUUGACGCGGGCCAGGAGCGCCUUACGGGAUUCCCGCCAGUACUCUUCAGAAUGAAGAUCGGGCUGUGUGAGGGCUGCCCUCGGUCCAUCACCCCGGACCACGUGGGGCGGGCGGACUAUCACGGCGCCUCCGUCAACCAGGCGGCGAGGUACAUGGACGCCGCGGCGCACGGGGGCAUGGUGGUUGUGGAGGAGGGCCUUGCGCUGAAGGUCAUGGACAAAUGGCGCGCGGUGGCGGCAGCGGCAACGGUGACGGCAGCCCCCGGCUCAAGUCGUACAAGCAUUGAGCCUGCGUUUGCAUCGGCGAGCGCACCUGCCGCCGAUGCGGCUAGCAGUGGCAGCAACGGCGCCGGUUCCGCUGCCGGAAAGGGCGUGAAGGUGGAGCACGCGAGCGGUCUCCUGGACGGGUGCAACGUCCGUCUGCCCGACCUGGUCUCACCCCUUAAGGCCACCAGCGGUGUCAACGGCCUUCGUGGAGCCCAACCGACCACACCGCUUGACGCCGCCGCCAACAGUUCCUCCCUCAACAACAGCCGCUCUCAACACCCUGAUGUCGCGCCAACGCUGCAAUUUGGAAGACAGAAAAAUAUUAGGUUUUGUUUGCGGAGAUACGCAAUUGGUGCCUUUAAUUUUUUGUGUUUCGUUUUUGAGUUUCCCGUUCGCAACGGAUUUUUCGUGAUAUAUCCCUCCAUUAUCUUCCCACCUGCAAAUGUCCGGCUGGCUCUUGUAGUCGUACCGGCCGCUGUCGUCGGAGCCGUUGCAAAUGUGGUCAGGGUCGUAGCGGUCCAGGAAACCUGA